Messenger RNA from Anopheles gambiae (African malaria mosquito), 2741 nucleotides. RefSeq names its product D-3-phosphoglycerate dehydrogenase. The record is from RefSeq and is a predicted model, not a curated record. Gene Ontology annotation, molecular function: phosphoglycerate dehydrogenase activity; NAD binding. The transcript is spliced from 7 exons. The coding region runs from base 1318 to 2316 and encodes 332 amino acids. Lineage: Eukaryota; Metazoa; Arthropoda; Insecta; Diptera; Culicidae.
GUAACAGCAGGUAACAACCAGCCUCGAGGCAAAGGGACCACUUCAUGGAAAUUCCAACCGAUAAGUGUAGUUGGCCAAUGCCAAGAUACAGCUUUCCUGGAGAACUUAUGCACGGUCGAGAAGCGCUUGUGUACACAGAGUACGCACCAGGGCGACCAGAGCAUUGGUUCGUCGUACCCAAGAUAAGGAGCGCGCGCGAGCGGGCAAAAACACGCCGCAGUGAGAGUGAUGCGUGUGAUUCACGAGACACCGGCGGCGGCGGCGGCUGCGACUCCCUAUCUUCUGCCCCCUGACAACAUGGUACGCGUGUCUUCUCCCGGAGGUGAUGAUAGUUUCCGUCAUCCCGAUCGUCAUGUAAACGGGUGGUAAACAAACGUAGCCACAGACCGAUAAGCUGUCAAUGAUAAGCGAGCGCGAGCUUCGUCCUCUUGGCGGCUCAGGCAGCGGGAGGAGGCACGUGGAUGGGGAUUGUGCUCAAUCCUGACCUGGCCCUGGCAACUAGAAAUUGGUGAGAGGCGGACGGAACAGUGGGAAAUGAUGAUUGAGAUUGGUUCGAAAUAUUAAUAAGUUUUAGGGGACAUUUAGGUGAACCGAGUCUUUCUACACUACGAGGACAGUUCUAACUCCAACUAUGAUGCGCUACGCCCACUUUCAUCGCCAUGGUGGGCAUGGAAACCGGUACCAGUAACCGGUGCAAGAGCGACGUAAUUGAACUGUGCUGCUUGUGUAUUGACCGGGCAGAACCCUUUGCAUUUAUUCCCACCCGUCCCCAAACAAUGCCACCCGUUCUAGAACCGGCCCGGGACGUAGGACGUCAUGCAAACCGGGUCGAUUCCUCGUCGAUGUUGUCGCGCAGCAGCAUCUUCGCUUCAUCUAAGUAAACAGCAACAUGCUCAUCUUUCCUACGCUCGAUCAUUCGAUCGUCGCCACGGUAGUAUUGGUGCGCGUGCAGCGAGAGAUGACGCCUAGAGCCGGGCCUGUUACAAGUGCACCAUUACAUGCGGGCUAGACUCGUCUGCGCGAUAUCUCGUUUCAUUCUCGUUCUGGUUCGUUCGCGCUCGCUCGCACUCACGCGCCUUCCCUAGCCCUGGCUGUGCUCGUGCAAGCGAGAUAGUGUGGCCGGUCCUCUGAGGUCGUGAGCCUUGAGUGGUGGCACUAUCGCCGUCGUCCAGCUUGUGCGAUCCAGCUAUUCGUUUGGAACAGUGCGUCCGGUGCAGUUGUGUUUUGCCUUGUUGUGUUGUGCAGCCCUUUGCUCGCAGGAACGAAAGUAGUGUAGUUCAGUUGAAAGGCAUUUCUCUCACACAAACAGCUCCCAAAAUGCCAGUUGAUAUUAAGCGUGUGCUAGUGUGCGAUGCCGUUGACAAUGCGUGCGUCAAGCUGCUGCAAGACCAUGGCAUUCAAGUUGACUACAAGCUGAAGCUGUCACAGGAUGAGCUGAUUAAGGAGGUUAAGAAUUAUGAUGCUCUCAUCGUGCGGUCGGACACGAAAAUUACGGCCGAGAUUUUGGACGCGGGCGCCGGCCGGGUGAAGGCGGUCGGACGUGCCGGUGCCGGCGUGGACAACAUCAACAUCGAAGCAGCGACGCGAAACAACGUGCUGGUGCUGAACACUCCCGGAGGCAAUUCGAUUUCGGCGUGCGAGCUGACGUGCUUCCUGAUCGGGGCGCUGGCCCGCCCCAUCUGCCCGGCGGCCACCAGCAUGAAGGAGGGCCGCUGGGACCGGAAGCUGUACUCCGGCUCGGAGCUGUACGGCAAGACGCUCGCCAUCCUCGGGCUCGGUCGCAUCGGGCGCGAGGUCGGCGUACGCAUGAACGCGUUCGGGAUGCGCGUGAUCGGGUUCGAUCCGAUUACGACGGCCGAGGAGGCGAAGGCGGCCGGCAUCGAGAAGAUGGAGCUGGAGCAGAUCUGGCCGCUGGCCGACUACAUCACCGUCCACACGCCGCUCAUUCCUGCCACACGCAAUUUGAUCUCAACCGCUACCCUUGCCAAGUGCCGGAAGGGCGUGCGGGUGGUUAACGUCGCCCGGGGCGGCAUCAUCGAUGAGGCCGCCCUGGUGACGGCCCUCGAGAGUGGCCAGUGUGGUGGGGCCGCCGUCGACGUGUACCCGGAGGAGCCCCCGAAAUCGGACACCACUCGGAAGCUCAUCAAUCACCCGAAGGUGGUCGCAACGCCUCACCUGGGUGCCAGUACGUCCGAGGCGCAGGUGCGCGUCGCCGUCGAGGUAGCGGAACAAUUCAUCGCCCUGACGGGCAAAUCGACCGUCUACACGCAGUACGCCGGUGUCGUGAAUCGGGACGUGUUGAAGAAUGUGUUUUAAAUCGAAUCGAACCGAGGCGGCAACUUUGUUACAAAAGCCGGCUAUUUUCGGCAAGCCCGCGGACGCCAAAUCAAUCAUUCCCACGUUGUCGAUGCCGGUGUUGUGACGUCAUCGGUUGCGGCUGCCGCACAUUGGCGCUACACUGCUGCUGCUGCUGCUGCUGUUCCGCCAAUUACUAAUGAAAUCGACCGCAGGGCCGGGAAAUUUGACACCAAACUUCGAGGAAAAGUUGACAAAUGGGAAAGAGGACACACACACACACACAAAGCGACAAAAAUUGUAACCAUAAGGGCACACAUUACGAACAUAUACAGAAAAAAGAGAGAGCUUUUUUUGUACGCCGUCAUGGGAAAGGAUCCUAUUGCUUGGCUAAGCGGAAAUAGACAGGAACACAUAAGUAAAAAAUAAAAAAAGUAAUAUCCUAA